Messenger RNA from Esox lucius (northern pike), 2364 nucleotides. Its product is annotated as zinc-binding protein A33-like. The transcript is spliced from 6 exons. Bases 75 to 1532 code for a protein of 485 amino acids. The record is from RefSeq and is a predicted model, not a curated record. Gene Ontology annotation, molecular function: zinc ion binding; protein binding. Lineage: Eukaryota; Metazoa; Chordata; Actinopteri; Esociformes; Esocidae.
AUUCUUAGUUUGACAGGUGAGGUUGAAGGAAUAUAAUCUACAAUAUAUCCUAUUUUCUACAGUGGCGGAAUCAAAUGGCAAACAAAGCGAGACAGUUUUCCUUUUCCAAAGAGGACCUGCUUUGCCCUCUUUGUAGCGAGGUGUUCAGCCAACCUGUGCAGCUGCAAUGCGGCCAUAACUACUGCAAAACAUGUUUACACGACCUUUGGGAACGCCGGGGACUCAGAGAAUGCCCACUGUGUCGGACCAGGUCCUUCUCCGUGAGGCCUCCCGUCAACCUGGCGCUGAAGAUAGCUGCCGACACGUUCGCUGAGCAGAGUGCAACCAGAGACGUGGAUACCGAAGAGGAGCUGUGCCAUCUUCACGCCGAGAAACUGAACCUUUUCUGUCAGAAUGACGAGGAGCCCAUCUGCCUCAUCUGCCAGGCUUCUAAACAACACAAAACCCAUGACUGCUGCACCACAGAAGAGGCUGCUAUGGAAAAAAAAAUGGAAUUCUUCAGCAAGAUUGAUUCCUUGAGGAAACACCUGAAAAAGCUCAACAAGACUAAAGAGGAUUGGGAAGAAACUAAAAGAUUUAUAAAGAGCCAGGCGGACCAGACUGAGCAGCAGGUGAGGGCGGAGUUUGAGAGCUUGCAUCGGUUCCUGUGGGAGGAGGAGAAGAGGCGGGUGGCCGCGCUCAGACAGGAACAGGAGACCAAGACCCAGGUGAUGGGAGACAAGCUGGGCCUCAUGGAGGGGAUGAUCACAGCGCUCACACACACCAUCAGUGAAGUAGAGGUCGCUAUCAGGGCGAACGAUGUGACGUUUCUACAGGCUUACAAGGAGAUGAAGAGAAGGACCACAGGGGUCGUGAGGGAACCAGAAUGCAUCAGGGGAAUCCUCAUCGAUGCCGCCAGACAUCUGGGGUCACUUAAGUGGACGCUCUGGAGGAAGAUGGCGGACAUGGUUCAGUGGGUCCCCAUAACCCUUGACCCCAACACGGCCCAGCCUAACCUCAGCUUCUCUGAGGAGUUCAGCAGGGUCCAGUAUGACAGAAAGAUGGUCCUGCCAGACAACCCAGAGCGCUUCACCAGCCGCAUGUCGGUCCUGGGAGCCACGGGCUUCAACUCCGGCAAACAUAGCUGGACUGUAGAGGUGGGCCAGGGUAAGGACUGGUACAUCGGAGUCGCCCGGGAAUCCGUCAAACGCAAGACCACCGUCUUCCUCAACCCGGGUGAGGGCUUUUGGUGUAUUGGGCUGUGCAACGGGGAGACGUACUGGGCCCAGACUUCGCCGCGGACACGCCUGCCGGUGAGGAAGGAGAGGAGGCCGUGGAGGGUCACCGUGGAGCUGGACUACGACCGGGGGAAGGUGUCGUUCCUGAACGCCGCCGACUCUGCGAUCAUACACGUGUUUCGGGAGAAGUUCACCGAAAGGAUCUUUCCUUAUUUUUCUCCCGGACUGUGUGCCGAUGGAAACACUUCCAGUCAACUGGCCAUCUGUCCAAUGACUAUAGCUGUGGAAGUACUGGACCACGUCAAAAUACCCUGAGCUGACAAGGCACAUGCUCUUUUGGGGGUUUUGCUGAAAGCAUUUGGCAAGACUUGAACCAACUCUGCAGCUUAGAGUGCUGGACCACCCUAGACCGCAGUUAUGGUGAAUAGUACUUCAUUGGCACUAUGAUUGUUGUAUGUUAAAGACAGAGGGACAUUUGAAGUUUCCCAGAUGUACAGUGAAGAGUAAUGUAAUAAUUUAUUUUUCAACUGAUUCCAAUGGGUGUGUGCGCUGGUUUGGGGGUACCCCCAGCUUGUGGCCUUUGACCAGCAUCAGGCUCACAUCAGCCCAACGGGGGACUGACGCUGGCUGGGAAAAGACAGGCAUUAUUCAGGCAAAGACAGGGCUGCCUGAAAUGGACCUUUACAUUCUGGUCCUGAGUGAAGCGGACGGCACAUUGAGGUCCGAGGCUCUGAUACUAUUAAACAUUCAAAAGACGAUUUAAAACACCCACUGUAAAUACCUCUAUUACUAUACCCCCACCUGCAUGUAGCCCUUUUCUCUGCAGCCCUAUAUUAAUAUUGUUUUAAAUAUUGUGAGUUAAUUGGAAAUUUAACGUUUAGUUCAGUGGUAUAUGCCUUCAUAUAUUUUCAUCAUACUGAUAGAAAACGUGGGAUUUUGAAGAUCUGGGCUUUUUAAAAUGUUGCUUUGAAGGGCUUAAUCAGCGGUUUGUUCAGUCAGACACUGCUGAAGUCACAGUAAAUUAAAAGCUUUUAAUGUUGCAAUCUCGAAAGAAUAUACACAGUAUUUCCCCUGGAAGUGGAUUUCAUGUAUAUGUGAAUAUAUAUAUAUAUUAGUUCAUAAGAAACCUUCUGUAUGUACCUACUGU